Molecule: messenger RNA, 2844 nt
Organism: Heteronotia binoei (common prickly gecko)
Lineage: Eukaryota; Metazoa; Chordata; Lepidosauria; Squamata; Gekkonidae
Gene: CLGN
Product: calmegin
Exons: 16
Coding region: 205-2085 (626 amino acids)
Biological process (GO): protein folding
Cellular component (GO): endoplasmic reticulum membrane; endoplasmic reticulum
Molecular function (GO): calcium ion binding
Source: RefSeq, a predicted model, not a curated record
CCCUGAUCAGAGGACAGGGACGCCCGCCCGGGCGGCGGCUGAAGCGGCUUCAGAGCCAGACCGAUCAGAGGACGGAGUAAUUACCUGUUUGAAGCGGGUGCCGACCGAGUUGUGGCUAAUUGUAGCUAAUCGCCUCAUUUCUGCCUGUUUGUUUGGCAUCAAGCAACUGCGACACUGGACUAAUCUUAAAAACAGGUAACCACUAUGCAAUUCCAGUGGGAUUGGCUGUGCUUCAGUGUCUUGCUGUUCAGUACAGUAAAUGCAGAAUAUCAAGGGUCAGAAGUUGAGGUGGAAGAUUUUGACAAGAAUUCAGAAGAUGCUAAUGUUGAUAAAGGUGGAUCAUCUCUGGAAGUUGUAUACCAGACCCCAAAGCCUACAGGAGAAGUGCAUUUUACUGAAGCCUUUGAUGAUGGAAUGCUUUCUGGGUGGGUUUUAUCUCAGACUAAAAAAGAGGAUACAGAUGAAGAUAUUGCUAAAUAUGAUGGAAGAUGGGAAAUAGAGCCACUAAAGGAGAAUAUGGUGCCUGGUGACAGAGGAUUAGUAUUAAAAUCAAUAGCAAAGCAUCAUGCAAUAUCAGCUAUGUUAACACAACCAUUUAUUUUUGAUAGUAAGCCACUUAUAAUUCAGUAUGAAGUAAAUUUUCAAGAUGGCAUUGAUUGUGGUGGCGCAUAUGUUAAGCUUCUUUCCAAAAGUGAUGACUUGAAUCUGGAAUACUUCUAUGAUAGAACACCAUACACAAUUAUGUUUGGACCGGAUAAAUGUGGAGAAGAUUACAAACUACACUUCAUCUUCAGGCAUAAACACCCUAAAACUGAAGACUAUGAGGAAAAGCAUGCCAAACGUCCUGAUGUAGACCUUAAAAAGUUUUAUACUGACAAGAAGACUCAUCUGUAUACUCUUGUGCUGAAACCUGACAACACAUUUGAAGUGUCAAUUGACCAAACUGUUAUUGGCAAGGGAAACCUCCUGGAAGACAUGGUUCCGCCUGUUAAUCCCCCCAGAGAAAUAGAAGAUCCCAAUGAUAAGAAGCCUGAAGACUGGGAUGAAAGAGCUAAAAUUCCUGAUUUAAAUGCUGUCAAGCCAGAUGAUUGGAAUGAAGACGAGCCUCCCAACAUAGAAGAUCCUGAUGCUGUUAAACCUGAAGAUUGGCUUGAUGAUGAACCAGAAUACAUUCCAGAUCCCAAUGCCAAAAAGCCAGAGGACUGGGAUGAUGAAAUGGAUGGUGAAUGGGAAGCCCCGCAGAUUCCUAAUCCAAAAUGUGACAAGAGUGUAUCUGGCUGUGGAGAAUGGGUACGCCCACUGAUAAGCAAUCCAAACUAUAAAGGAAAGUGGAAACCACCAAUGAUAGACAAUCCUAAUUAUCAGGGAAUAUGGAGCCCACAGAAAAUCCCUAAUCCUGAUUAUUUUGAGGAUCCUCAUCCUUUUCAGAUGACUCCUGUCAGUGCUAUUGGCUUGGAACUUUGGUCUAUGACAUCUGAUAUUUACUUUGAUAAUUUCAUCAUCUGUUCAGACCAAGAAGUAGCUGAUCGAUGGGCAGCAGAUGGCUGGGGAUUGAAAAAAAUGGUUGCAAGUGCUAAUGAACCCGGUAUGUUUAGUCAGCUUAUAACUGCUGCAGAAGAGCGCCCAUGGCUUUGGAUAAUUUAUAUCUUGACUUUAGCACUACCUGUAGGGUUGGGCGUAUUAUUUUGUUGGCCAUCCAAGAAAGUAGAUGAAGAUUUGGACUACAAAAAAACAGAUGUUGCCAAGCCAAGUACGAAAGGUGAAUUAGAACAAGAGAUAUGUGGACAGGAUGAAGAACUAGAAGGACCAAAUGACAAUGCUGGUGAUGGUGAAAGAAGCCAUGAAGAGAAGAAAACUAAGCUUAUAGUGGAACAAGAAAAAGCUAUUCCUUCAACAGAAGAUGAAGGUGGUGAAGAUGAAGACUCUGAAGAGGAAAAUGAAACUGCUCAAGGAAGUCGUGAAGAAGAGAGCAGUAAAUCAAAUAAAUCUGGCUCAGAAGAUGAGAUGAAAGAAGCAGAUGAAAGCACAGGGUCUGGUGAUGGCCCAGCAAAAUCAGUACGCAAAAGAAGAGUACGGAAAGACUAAGUUAUUUCCAGCUAGUAUUGAUUCCCAGUUACAGAACAUAGGCAUGCUAUUCUGGUUUGCCCAACAGCAUGCCGGUUGCUGAGUUGUAAAUUCAAAUAAAGACCAACCUCCAAUAUUUAGCCUUCUGUGUCCAGUUUCCAGUCCGGUACCUCCUACUCUUGUCAUUUUUUUUAAUUUAAAGGGAAACGUAUGCCUAAGUUGUCUGUUGCUUUAUUUAAUAUAAUUAAAGAAAAAUGGUGAUAUGACUGAUUUACUAUAAGUCUUUGAAGUUAUGCAUUUCUGACUUCCAAAUAUUACCCUUAAAAAGGUGAUCUAAUAUUCUGUACAACUUUAGCACAAAUAAACUGUUUACACCUCAGAUUAAAAGGAAUAAACAGUUGCAACUUCCACUACAGCCCCACCCACCCCAAGCUGAGGAUAAGCAACUUCCUGUGCUAAAUGCAAUAACUGUGUUUCGGCCAUUUGAUUACAUCAACUUUUUUAUUGUAAUGUCUGCAUAUUUGUUACAUGUUGGUUUUUGACAUUUGUUCCAGUUGCUGUUUUUGUUUUACAGAGAACCAGGUUGUCCUUGAUUAUAACUGAUAGAAUAGCAUGGUUUACAUUUAAUUGCAAAAAUGUUGACUAUAUCAGAGUAUAAUGGUGUACAGGAGACUUUUUUCACAUUUUUAUAGUUUUUAUGUUUUAAGCCAAAAUGGCAUAGCCUGUUUACAAAAUAUUUGCUGUGUAUAUUGCCUCCUGAAUAAAAUAUUUAAUAUAAUA